CUCUCUCUCUCUCUCUCGCUCUUCGUUUCCGUUUCGAACACGACGAUUCUCAUUCUCCUCUCCAUCCACACGGCUUAGGGCCUAGGGUUUUCCCCUCUCGCCCCGCAUUUUCGUUGGAAUCGAUCCUAUCCCCCGCGAUCGGGUCGGAAUUUUGCAUCUCUCCGAUCAUUUCCGAUCGAGAUCUCGAGAACUUUUUCCCCCCCUUUUGUCUUUUCGUUUAAAUUCUUCGUAGUAGAGAUGUUCCUAGUCGAUUGGUUCUACGGCGUCCUCGCGUCGCUGGGGCUGUGGCAAAAGGAAGCGAAGAUCCUGUUCUUAGGGCUCGAUAAUGCUGGGAAAACCACGCUUCUUCAUAUGCUCAAGGAUGAGAGAUUGGUUCAGCACCAGCCGACGCAGUACCCGACGUCGGAGGAGCUGAGCAUCGGGAAGAUCAAGUUCAAGGCUUUCGAUUUGGGAGGGCAUCAGAUCGCACGCCGCGUCUGGAAGGAUUACUACGCCAAGGUGGAUGCAGUGGUGUACCUGGUGGACGCAUUCGACAAGGAAAGGUUCGCAGAGUCAAAGAGGGAACUUGAUGCUCUUCUAUCAGACGACUCCCUAGCAAACGUGCCCUUCCUUAUCCUAGGAAACAAGAUUGACAUGCCGUACGCAGCCUCUGAAGAGGAGUUACGUUACCACCUUGGCCUCAGCAACUUCACCACCGGCAAGGGCAAAGUCAACCUUGCCGACUCCAAUGUCCGCCCCCUCGAAGUCUUCAUGUGCAGCAUCGUCCGCAAGAUGGGAUACGGCGAUGGCUUCAAGUGGCUCUCCCAAUACAUCAAAUAGUACUCCUUAGCUGGUGCGUUAUGGAAAACUUAAUUCCUCUCUCUAUCUCUGUCUAUAUAUAUAUUUCUCUCUUUACUCUUGUUCAUGUAUUUAAAUGGUGGGGAGCGCAACGUGGGGUUUGCAGUGUUAUAAUCUGGUUGGAGUCUGGAGUAACAUGCAUGUGUGACCUUUCUUGUUGCUAAAAUCAUUUUUCUUUUUUUCUUUUCGCUACCUUUAAUCAAGUAUUAUAGAAGUAGGGUUAAAGCUUGUUA
Messenger RNA from Ananas comosus (pineapple), 1070 nucleotides. RefSeq names its product GTP-binding protein SAR1A-like. The transcript is spliced from 3 exons. Gene Ontology annotation, cellular component: endoplasmic reticulum exit site; COPII vesicle coat. The record is from RefSeq and is a predicted model, not a curated record. Bases 238 to 819 code for a protein of 193 amino acids. NCBI's taxonomy places the organism in Eukaryota, Viridiplantae, Streptophyta, Magnoliopsida, Poales, Bromeliaceae. Gene Ontology annotation, biological process: vesicle organization; endoplasmic reticulum to Golgi vesicle-mediated transport; membrane organization. Gene Ontology annotation, molecular function: GTP binding; GTPase activity.